Messenger RNA from Coregonus sp. 'balchen', 18527 nucleotides. The record is from the annotation of a GenBank genome assembly. Lineage: Eukaryota; Metazoa; Chordata; Actinopteri; Salmoniformes; Salmonidae.
AUGAACUGGAGAGUGUAUCACUUUUUACAUUACAGUACCUCCAUUGACCUCCCUCUCUCUGUGCCCCCAGGCUGGUGGUUUGUCAGUACAGCGGAGGAGCAGGGCUGGGUCCCUGCCACCUACCUGAACACCCACAGCAACACACGAGAUGACCUGGAGCUGGGCGCCUCCAAGUCCGGGGAAGGUAAGAGCUCCACACCAAUAUGAAUACAGAAAGAAAGAUUGUACACAACAUUUGGGGACCUACAAACUACAAGACCGCCAACACCCCCCCCCCCCCCCCCCCAAAUGUCUAAAAGGGUAAAGUAGUCUGACUCCCACCCCCAACUGACGCUAACGUCCCAUGUUCCCCCAGUGUGAACACCCUUCUCUGUGCUGUUGUCCACUUUAAGCACCCCCGAACAAGCUCCAGAUUCAGCCCUGAGUAAAUAGCCUGGAGAAGGAUUGCCAGGGCCUAAGCCACAACUCCGGGCUGAAGUGCAUUGAGUAACGUACUGUACAGUAGCAGUGUAGAAAUUCUAUACUAAAAAGAGGUUACCUCCUUGGAGUUUUGGACGGUGAACGAAUGUAAGAGGUGCAUGUUUGGUUCACCGUAGGGAUUGAGCUAUGCGGAAGAUGUUUAUGUGAGUCAGUCACUAGUAAAGUAAUGUCUGACGUUAAUUAUUCCGGGCCCUGAGAUAAAUUCAUACAGACCGAUCAUAAGACAAAACUAGAAGGUGGUGAUGAAUGUUGCUCUGUCUGCUAUGGUUGUGUGCUGCUAUAUUUCUGCGUUAAGAUCCAAAAACCUGACAAGAAACAAACCUAAACAAGAGGUUUGUUUGCCAAAAGACCAUGCUAACAUAAAAUUGGGAUCUACUCAUGAAAUCAUCAUAACAGCAUGGGUUAAGCUAAAUAGUUGUUAUGUUGCAGUCCAAGCUAUGUCACAAUCUAGCCAUUCUCAAUAUCGAGAGGCUUUACCUUUAGUGCCUUAGCAUUUUCACUCUCCACUCUCUCACAGACAGGGUGCAAAUAUCUUGGAAAAGGCCACAACUGUAUUGGUCAUUAUUUUACAGUAGGCAUAAUAUCUAUAGUACAUCUGUAAUGCAUUUCAUGUAGUUUGAAGAGAAGAAACUUUAAGCAUGGAAAUAAUUUACUUGCAUCUUACUGUUCCAAACAAACAUUCAGAUUUUCCAGCACUCUGGCCAAAACAUCAUUUACUGUACCGCGUGUCGACUCCAAAACACUGUGACCCACAUUCCCAGGGCCGGCGUUAUGGGCGGGCCUUAGGGGGCCUGGCCCGCCCUACCGUACCUUCUUUCCCGUCCAAAUAAAAUAUAUAAAUAUUUAUAAUUUAUUUGACUGAGACGCGCGCCGACAGCAAGACACAUCAAUUUCAGUUAAAGCAUCCGAGCGAGCGAAAUAGCACACCUGUCUCAGUAUUUGUAGCCCAUGUACAGUGCCUUGCAAAAGUAUUCAUCCCCCUUGGUGUUUUUCCUAUUUUGUUGCAUUACAACCUGUAAUUUAUAUUGAUUUUAUUUGGAUUUCAUGUAAUGGACAUACACAAAAUAGUCGAAAUUGGUGACGUGAAAUGAAAAAAAUUACUUAUUUCAAAAAAGUAUACAAAAUAAAUAACAGAAAAGUGGUGCGUGCAUAUGUAUUCACCCCCUUUGCUAUGAAGCCCCUAAAUAAGAUCUGGUGCAACCAAUUACCUUCAGAAGUCACAUAAUUAGUUAAAUAUUUUUUUACAUUUUUAGUCAUUAGCUCUUAUCCAGAGCGACUUACAGUUAGUGCAUACAUUUUCAUACUGGUCCCCCGUGAUAAAGUCCACCUUUGUGCAAUCUAAGUGUCACAUGAUCUCAGUAUAUACAGUGGGGAGAACAAGUAUUUGACACACUGCCGAUUUUGCAGGUUUUCCUACUUACAAAGGAUGUAGAGGUCUAUAAUUUUUAUCAUAGGUACACUUCAACUGUGAGAGACGGAAUCUAAAACAAAAAUCCAGAAAAUCACAUUAUAUGAUUUUUAAGCAAUUAAUUUGCAUUUUAUUUCAUGACAUAAGUAUUUGAUCACCUAUCAACCAGUAAGAAUUCCGGCUCUCACAGACCUGUUAGUUUUUCUUUAAGAAGCACUCCUGUUCUCCACUCAUUACCUGUAUUAACUGCACCUGUUUGAACUCGUUACCUGUAUAAAAGACACAUGUCCACACACUCAAUCAAACAGACUCCAACCUCUCCACAAUGGCCAAGACCAGAGAGCUGUGUAAGGACAUCAGGGAUACAAUUGUAGACCUGCACAAGGCUGGGAUGGGCUACAGGACAAUAGGCAAGCAGCUUGGUGAGAAGGCAACAACUGUUGGCACAAUUAUUAGAAAAUGGAAGAAGUUUAAGAUGACGGUCAAUCACCCUCUGUCUGGGGCUCCAUGCAAGAUCUCACCUCGUGGGGCAUCAAUGAUCAUGAGGAAGGUGAGGGAUCAGCCCAGAACUACACGGCAGGACCUGGUCAAUGACCUGAAGAGAGCUGGGACCACAGUCUCAAAGAAAACCAUUAGUAACACACUACGCCGUCAUGGAUUAAAAUCCUGCAGCGCACACAAGGUCCCCCUGCUCAAGCCAGUGCAUGUCCAGGCCCGUCUGAAGUUUGCCAAUGACCAUCUGGAUGAUCCAGAGGAGGAAUGGGAGAAGGUCAUGUGGUCUGAUGAGACAAAAAUAGAGCUUUUUGGUCUAAACUCCACUUGCCGUGUUUGGAGGAAGAAGAAGGAUGAGUACAACCCCAAGAACACCAUCCCAACCGUGAAGCAUGGAGGUGGAAACAUCAUUCUUUGGGGAUGCUUUUCUGCAAAGGGGACAGGACGACUGCACCGUAUUGAGGGGAGGAUGGAUGGGGCCAUGUAUCGCGAGAUCUUGGCCAACAACAACCUUCCCUCAGUAAGAGCAUUGAAGAUGGGUCGUGGCUGGGUCUUACAGCAUGACUACGAACCGAAACACACAGCCAGGGCAACUAAGGAGUGGUUCCGUAAGAAGCAUCUCAAGGUCCUGGAGUGGCCUAGCCAGUCUCCAGACCUGAACCCAAUAGAAAAUCUUUGGAGGGAGCAGAAAGUCUGUAUUGCCCAGCAACAGCCCCGAAACCUGAAGGAUCUGGAGAAGGUCUGUAUGGAGGAGUAGGCCAAAAUCCCUGCUGCAGUGUGUGCAAACCUGGUCAAGACCUACAGGAAACGUAUGAUCUCUGUAAUUGCAAACAAAGGUUUCUGUACCAAAUAUUAAGUUCUGCUUUUCUGAUGUAUCAAAUACUUACGUCAUGCAAUAAAACGCAAAUUAAUUACUUAAAAAUCAUACAAUGUGAUUUUCUGGAUUUUAGAUUCCAUCUCUCAUAGUUGAAGUGUACCUAUGAUAGAAAUUACAGACCUCUACAUGCUUUGUAAGUAGGAAAACCAGCAAAAUCGGCAGUGUAUCAAAUACUUGUUCUCCCCACUGUAUAAAGCUGAUCUGAAAGGCCCCAGAGUCUGCAACACCACUAAUCAAGGGGCACCACCAAGCAAGACGGCACCAUGAAGACCAAUGAGCUCUCCAAACAGGUCAGACAAAGUUGUGGCGAUGUACUGAUCAGGGUUGGGUUAUAAAAAAAUAUCAGAAACUUUGAACAUCCCACGGAGCACCAUUAAAUCCAUUAUAAAAAAAUGGAAAGAAUAUGGCACCACAACAAACCUGCCAAGAGAGGGCCGCCCACCAAAACUCACGGACCAGGCAAGGAGGGCAUUAAUCAGAGAGGCAACAAAGAGACCAAAGAUAACCCUGAAGGAGCUGCAAAGCUUCACAGUGGAGAUUGAAGUAUCUGUCCAUAGGACCACUUUAAGCCGUACACUCCACAGAGCUGGGCUUUACGGAAGAGUGGCCAGAAAAAAGCCAUUGCUUAAAGAAAACAAUAAGCAAACACGUUUGGUGUUUGCCAAAGGGCAUGUGGGAGACUCCCCAAACAUAUGGAAAAAGGUACUCUGGUCAGAUGAGACUAAAAUUGAGCUUUUUGGCCAUCAAGGAAAACGCUAUGUCUGGCGCAAACCCAACACCUCUCAUCACCCCGAGAACACCAUCCCCACAGUGAAGCAUGGUGGUGGCAGCAUCAUGCUGUGGGGAUGUUUUUCAUCGGCAGGGACUGGGAAACUGGUCAGAAUUGAAGGAAUGAUGGAUGGCGCUAAAUAUAUGGAAAUUCUUGAGGGAAACCUGUUUCAGUCUUCCAGAGAUUUGAGACUGGGACAGAGGUUCACCUUCCAGCAGGACAAUGACCCUAAGUAUACUGCUAAAGCAACACUUGAGUGGUUUAAGGGGAAACAUUUAAAUGUCUUGGAAUGGCCUAGUCAAAGCCCAGACCUCAAUCCAAUUGAGAAUCUGUUGUAUGACUUAAAGAUUGCUGUACACCAGCGGAACCUAUCCAACUUGAAGGAGCUGGAGCACUUUUGCCUUGAAGAAUGGGCCAAAAUCCCAGUAGCUAGAUGUGCCAAGCUUAAAGAGACAUCCCCCAAGAGACUUGCAGCUGUAAUUCUUGCAAAAGGUGGCUCUACAAAGUUUUGACUUUGGGGGGGAUGAAUAGCUAUGCACGCUCAAUGUUUUUGUUUUUUUCUUAUUUCUUGUUUGUUUCACAAGGACAAAUAUUUUGCAUCUUCAAAGUGGUAGGCAUGUUGUGUAAAUCAAAUGAUACAACCCCCCCCAAAAUCUAUUUUAAUUCCAGGUUGUAAGGCAACAAACUAGGAAAAAUGCCAAGGGGGAUGAAUACUUUCGCAAGACACUUUAUCUUAUGCUGUCUGUCUAAAAAUACUAUUGCAUGUCAUACUGUUUUUCGCCAGACGGCAUCAGAUACAUGGGCUACAUAUAGUAAAAUAGAUGGGCACUGUUUCACUCGCUCGGAUGCUUUCUCCGGUGACAAAGUUUCAGCCACUUGCGAAGUUAAGAAAAGUUGGUGAGUGCACUGUUUGGAUUCUGGAAUUAUUAUGGAUGAACGUCCGAAGGUAGCCUACUUCUUGAAGUGAUUUGUUUGACAAUCAAAUGAAAACAUCAUGACUGGUUGAGUUCAUGACAAAUUGAAAGGUAAUACAUUUUUACAGUUAAAUUACAUGUCUUUACUAUAAAACCCAUAAAAAAAUACAAAGUUAAAACGUGCCUUCCUAUGGAAAUCAAGUGCCCGUCCAACUGAUUCGUUCUGGCACCGGCCCUGCACAUUCCCCCUGGCACUGUAGAUCUUUUUACUGGAGGAGAGAGGAGAUGGCAUACAGCACAUGAUGCACUGAAUUAGCCUCUUUAGUCCAAUAGUUACAAAGUAUUCUCAAUGGGCUUCUUCCUCCCAAGGCCUGCAUCCAAAAUGCAUAUCCAUUCCUUAUUAAAGUUUUUUUUUUAAACAAGGAAUGCAUCUCCCUGUUAGUGAGACAGCUUUCUGGAUUUUCACAUUUACACAAACCCCACAAGUGUGCCCCCACAAAUGCAGGCAUGCACACACACACACAUACACACACACACACACACACACACACACACACACAUACACACACACACUAAAGUACUCUAGCUAUCUACUCAACGCAAAAGCAGACGCUGCCAGAGCGGUCAGGGGACAAUCUGUCAGUGUAAUUAGCAUUUAUGUGUCUAAUCAGUCAUGGGAAUGCCACAGGAUCCAUAAACUCUCUCUGUCAGUCCUGUGGAUUGUGCUCCACAGCACUCUGUCAGACACUGUCAUUGAGAUGGGGCUCUUGUGGCAAACAGGACCUGGAACACAUUAUAUGGCUUCAGCUAAAGAUGUUGACGUUUGGACUGGAGGAUAUGACAGUUUAAAUGGUGAAUCUCUUCCUCAUUGGAGAAAGACUGUCACAUGCAUGAGAAACACUUGGAUGUGUUCCUACUUGGGGUGGUCAUAUUUCAUCAUUAGUUUUUAUUUUAUUGAGUUCUGUAAUACCUAUGAUAGGCCUUCUCAGAUGGACUCAUCCAAUAUAAUGGUUAUCAUUCUGUCUUCUGACAUUAGUGUUCUGGAGGAGUAUGUGGGUCAGCUGAAAAAUACAAGUUUGUAAUUUCAGUUUUUCAGCUCCCAGUGUACGUACCUCUCAAGUUUUGCCUGAAAUCUCAACUUCAUGCUAAAUGUUGAGAUUAGUGCUCUGGUUUAGAGAUGGAAAGCUUUUCCUUGAAUUAGAUAUUUAUAUAAGCCUUGCCGUUUAUAGUGUUGGCAUGUGACAAAAGAUCCCUCCGAAGCUCCUAAUCAUUCCCGUCUCCUGCAUUUAACUAACAAAAACCCUCAACAAUUAUAGACCUGUUGUGGCUGCUGCCAAAGGAAUUCAGCUGGUCUAUUAAUUGCAUACUAUUCCCAAGCAGCAAUGUGUGCCCCAGAUGCUCCUGCAGGACAGGAUGGGGAAACCAUGCUAACAAUCCACACUAAUCACCAGCCACAGAGAACAUGUCCAUGGUUUACAUUUCCUGUGUAACAUUCAUUCACCCCCAUCACCGUCCAGUCCUUCCAUUGCAAUGUGGUGUUGUGGUUUCCAUGUUCGCCAUGUGACUAACUAAUAACAGAGUUGAAUCCAUGUCGUUUGUGAUGUAUGUGCCUGCCUUUUAUGUUUCUGUCCCCAUUUGUGUUUGUUUGUGUCUGGUCACCAUGUGCGUGGGUCAGUCACUAAGCGACGUAAGGCCCAUCUGAAGAGGCUGGACCGGAGAUGGACCCUGGGGGGAAUGGUCAGCAGGCAGCAGAGCCGAGGUGAUCUGAGACAGGGGGCCCACCUCCUCCUCUUCCUUCACCCCUCUAUCCUCUGACCCCUCACCUGUCCUCUUAUCCUGUCCCCAUUGUACCUUGUCCUGUCUUCUCUCUCAUACCUGAUUAGGGUUGAAAAGCUACUGGUAAUUCACCAAAGUUUACAGAAUCUUCAGUAAUUAUGGCAAUCUAUGGUAAUUUUGAUAAUUUAUACUUGAAUAACUUUAAAAACAUUUAUUCAUAUAAAGUGUAAAUGUUUUAUCUUUGUCCAUAUUGUCCAUGAGUUUCUAGUGGAUAGACCAUAUGGUUCAACAGAAAAUAGCCUAAUUAAUGAACAAAGCAUCUUAACAAUAAUGGCAUUAUUUUCAAUUAACUCUGCAACUCUUCCAACUAUUGACUUUUUUCACAACUGCCACCAGUUUGGCACCAUAACAUUUACAACAAAGACAUAUUUACAUAGUAAAAUAAAUACAAGUGUGUAAAAUAUAUAUAUAUUUACAUUUACAUUUUAGUCAUUUAGCAGACGCUCUUGCUCUCUCUCUCUCUCUCUCUCUCUCUCUCUCUAUAUAUAUAUAUAUAUAUAUAUAUAUAUAUAUAUAUAUAUAUUAUUUUUUUUACACACUUGUAUUUAUUUUACUAUGUAAAUAUGUCUAUAUAUAUAUAUAUAUAUCAAGAAUAUUUCAUACUGAAACCCUCAUUAAAGACCAAUGGUAUUCACUAAGUUGAUGGUUUAUAUUUAGGAUAAUGUUUUACAGCUUUGUCAUUCUAUUAUUAUUAUUAUUAUUAUUAUUAUUAUUAUUAUUUUAAUCUUUGUACAGACACCUGUGAUCAUUUGACAUACCCAAAAGGGCUACUAGAUGUCUUGUGAUAAAUUACAUAAAAUCCUUGAAAGUUACCUGGUAGUUUACAGAUAAACUUCUAAAGUUUCUAGUAAAAUACCCUCGCUUUGCAACCCUAUACCUGAUGCCUAAUGUAUUGUCUUGUGUCAUAUGCCAUCUGCUACACCAUCAUGACCCACACCCAAUAAUCACUAACAUUGUUAUUAACCAGCUAAUAAAAAGUCCAGCCAUGUCAUUACCAUGCUAAAUAGGUUUUCACAUCCACAUUGGCGGCUUGCAACAGUUACAGAUUUGACCUUAUGCUAGAAGAUAAACAUGCAAAAAAUGUACCAUCUUGUUGUUACUCAGUUUCUACACUUGAAUGUGGUAGUCUUGAAAUCAAAGAUGAAGUCAGCAACUUUUAUUUCAGGAAGUUGAGUGAAAUUAUAUUACAGUAUAUAAUGAGAUUGUCUCAUGUAAGCAGUUAAUUUUAAUACACUGCUAUGUGUAACUCCAAUCUUUUCUGAAUUACAGCUAUAGCUGCACAACCAUCUAAAAGUCGCAGCAUAACUGACUUUAGUAGGCCGCAUACAAUAUUUUGCCACUUUGUUUGGCUUUUUACGAGCAAAUGAAACAUGAACACGUAUGUACUUUUCAAAGGAGUUAAAAAGCCAGACGUUUAUCGACUGGAGGUGUUGAGAGCAAGCAGGUCUGCCGAUGGACCAGGCCAGUAAAGAGUUGUAUUCAUCUUUCGGAGAAAGAGUGUUUGUGCUUGCACACAUUAGCCUUGCCUCGAGACAGGUUUUUUUUGACAGGGGAUGCAGUUGGAUUGCUGACAGUGGAGUGAGGAUAGGCUAUUUGAGUCCACCCCAAGGUUUGUGCUUGGCAACAGUGUCUACAGUGCACAAAAAAAUGAAUGGCCUCCAGAGUAGAAAGAGCUUUUUCCACUGCAGGAACUAAAUCUCGCCUGUGAAAAAAAAGCAGAAAUAGCGCUGACUGCAGGAAAAUAGUGUAUAAAAGUUAUGCAAGCUAUGCAUGUUGUGGUUAACAUAAUAUCUGAUUCAGAGUUUCCCCCCGCUGGUGAGUGUGAGCUCAGGAAGGUUGAACAGGGUUGCCCCUGUUCAACCUUUAAAGCCCUACCAGGCCUUAAACCGAGAGACCGGAAGUCCCAUAGGUCAGUGCAGGGGAAAGCAAAGCAUACAGGAAGUGGUUUUUUCAGUUCUAUUUACACGGCUGUACAUGGGCCUAUUUCUUUGAAAGUAAUAGGUAUUUUAGCUAUAUCCUUAUUCAGUUCUUCUAAAUCCCUGAUUGAGACUCAACAGGGGCAGAGGAAAGGAGAGAGAUAUCAGAUAGGAAUCCAGUGAUUCCAGAGGUAUUAAAAUGGUCUUAGCAUGCAGAUAGGAUAUCCCCUCUUCUCUCUUUACUCUGUUGGGCAUCAUUACUUUUCUCCUGCCGUUUUACGGUGUGAUGAGAUGAGACAUCUGGUCUGCAAUGACAGGAAGUACUGUCACUGAGCGUGCCCUCUGGCCUUUUGGGAAGUUACAAAUCAAGAUGGCAUCUCUGUUCUCUAUCAUCAGCGGAGUGUACAGAGACUGAGCGCCACCACGACAUUAGUCAACAUCAAUUCAACGUCUAUUCCACGUUGGUUCAACGUAAUUUCAUUGACAUGACAUGGAAACAACGUUGAUUCAACCAGUGUGUGCCCAGUGGGGUAGAACUGUUUUUCCCAUUUCAAGAGACCAGGGUUUAUGAGUUUAUUUUGUCCCAUAUUCACACUGAGUAAUCAACUAUCAUGACAUCAAGUCAAGGUAAUUGUCAGUUGCUGCAGGAUUGCAUUUUCAGUAUGAAGUGAUUGACAUCAUUUUUGUUAAUUAGAGUGUCCCUGAUUCUUUGAAUUAUUUGAUAGUAAAAUGCUGGAUAUCUUUGUAGAUCUGACAGAAUCAAUCACAUCAGAACUACACACAGACACAUUUCAUUAGGUCUACAUACUUCUAUAUUUGUAGCCUAGAUACAGUGCCUUCAGAAAAUAUUCACACCCCUUGACUUUUCCUAGAUAUGUCUUUAUUUACUUUGACUUCCUCUGAGGUGUUUAUACCAUUGUUACAGUAGGGAGACCGGGGUUGGUUGUCUCACGGGUUGGUUGUCAUAGUGCUUAUUACUCAAAAUCCAAGGGAGGCAGCAGAGCCGAGGUGAUCUGACAGGGGGCCCACCUCCUCCUCUUCCUUCACCCCUCAUCCCUCUAUCCUCUGACCCUAAUCAUUUCAAGAUCAAAAUGUGCGUCCUCUAUAGGAGAGGUAAUCCGUGUGGUCAAUUCAGGUCAGGAUCACAAAACAUUCAGGUGAGAGCAACAUUUUUCAUCUGUGAAAGUAAAUAUUCAUAUGCUUGUUAUUUAUUUAAUUAAUAGUUGUAUGAGGGGAGUAUCCAUACUUUGUAACUUGUAUUGAAAAGAGGAAAGGGAGCUUUAUUUCAAGCCUAUUUGUGAGUUCCUAGGUCAAGCCAUGUGGUAACUAGCAUCUUAAUUAGCGUUGGGGAUGGUUGUCACAUUGAUGUUUGGGUGCUUGUCACAAUCUGACAACCGUCCCCAUUGUAACAAUGUACCCAUAAUCUAAAUGACGUUGAAAAGACGCCUUGAAGACUUAUUUUCCGGACGCUGAAAAGACGUAUAGUACCAGUCAAAAGUUUGAACACACCUACUCAUUCAAGGGUUUUUCUUUAUUUUUACUAUUUUCUACAUUGUAGAAUAAUAGUGAAGACAUCAAACUAUGAAAUAACAAAUAUGUAAUCAUGUAGCAACCAAAAAAGUGUUAAACAAAUCAAAAUAUAUUUUAUAUUUGAGAUUCUUCAAAUAGCAUUCUCUCAACCAGCUUCACCUGGAAUGCUUUUCCAACAGUCUUGAAGGAGUUCCCACAUAUGCUGAGCACUUGUUGGCUGCCAUCUCAAUUGGGUUGAGGUCGGGGGAUUGUGGAGGCCAGGUCAUCUGAUGCAGCACUCAUCACUCUCCUUCUUGGUAAAAUAGCCCUUACACAGCCUGGAGGUGUGUUGGGUCAUUGUCCUGUUGAAAAACAGAUGAUAGUCCCACUAAGCCCAAACCAGAUGGCGUAUCGCUGCAGAAUCCUGUGGUAGCCAUUCUGGUUAAGUGUGCCUUGAAUUCGAAAUAAAUCACAGACAGUGUCACCAGCAGAGCACCCCCACACCAUAACACCUCCUCCUCCAUGCUUUAUGGUGGGAACUACACAUGCUGAGAUCAUCCGUUCACCCACACCGCGUCUCUCAAAUACACGGCGGUUUGAACCAAAAAGCUCAAAUUUCCACCGGUAUAAUGUCCAUUGCUCGUGUUUCUUGCCCCAAGCAGGUCUCUUAUUAUUAUUGGUGUCCUUUAGUAGUGGUUUCUUCGCAGCAAUUCGACCAUGAAGGCCUGAUUCACACAGUCUCCUCUGAACAGUUGAUGUUGAGAUGUGUCUGUUACUUGAACUCUAUGAAGCAUUUAUUUGGGCUGCAAUUUCUGAGGCUGGUAACUCUAAUGAACUUAUCCUCUGGCGGUCCUCAUGAGAGCCAGUUCCCCCCCCCCUACCUUGUCACAACACAACUGAUUGGCUCAAACACAUUAAGAAGGAAAUACAUUUCACAAAUUAACUUUUAAGAAGGCACACCUGUUAAUUGAAAUGCAUUCCAGGUGACUACCUCAUGAAGCUGGUUGAGAGAAUGCCAAGAGUGUGCAAAGCUGUCAUCAAGGCAAAGGGUGGCUAUUUGAAGAAUCUCAAAUAUAAAAUAUAUUUUGAUUUGUUUAACACUUUUUUGGUUACUACGUGAUUCCAUAUGUGUUAUUUCAUAGUUGUGAUGUCUUCACUAUUAUUCUACAAUGUAGAAAAUGAGUAGGUGUGUCCAAACUUUUGACUGGUAGCGUAUGUGUUUCACAAGUUUGGACAGCACAGUAAAGCACAGCACAGUACAGUCUAGUAGAGUUUAAUUCAACAGAGUACAGUGCAGUACAGUACAGUACAGUUUAAUUCAGUAGAGUACAGUAGAGCAAAAUACAGUACAAUAGAGUUUAAUUCAGUAGAGUACAGUAUAUUAGAGUACAGUGCCAUGCAGUUUAAUUCAGUAGAGUACAGUACAGUAGAGCAAAGUAGAGUACAGUACAGUUGAGUUUAAUUCAGUAGAGUACAGUAUUUAAGAGUACAGUGCAGUACAGUGCCAUAGAGUACAGUUGAAUUCAGUAUAGUGCAGUACAGUAAAACAUAGUAGAGUACAGUAGGAUACAAUACAGUGUGUUACUGUACUCUACCUUACUGUGCUGUACUCUACACUUCUGUACUGUACCGAACUAUACUCUACUUUACCUUUCUUUACUCUACUUCUGUACUGUACCGAACUAUACUCUACUUUACCUUUCUUUACUCUACUUCUUUACUGUACUGUACUGUACGUACUGUAUGUACUCUACUGUACUCUACUGUACUCUGCUGUACUGUACUCUACUGUACUCUACUGUACUGUACUCUACUGUACUGUACUCUACUGUAUACUGUUCCUGUUUGAAAAAGCAUUCCUUGUUUUCAACAACAACAAAAAAAUUGUUAACACAAAUGUUUACAGCUUUAUCAAAAUAUUAAUUGUUCAUCCAAAUAUCAGAUGGUUACUGUUGUUUUAUAAAGCAUUGAUAUGACGAUUUGAGUGGAGAAAGAACUACAAUGUCAAAACAAAUAUUAAACUAUGUUGAAUUUAUUUUCAUGUAUUUAUUUGUAUGAUGUUAGAUAGAAAUACUGUUCAAUAAAUAAAGGCUUUACUUUUUCUAAAACUUCAAUUGUUGCUGAAAAACAAAUGGCAAACACUGUGACAACCAACCCCGUACUGUGUGACAACCAACCCCAGGAUGAAGCUGGGUGUCACAAGUGGACAGAAUCUGUUUGAUGGCUUAUAACGCCAUAUUUGAAUAAGUUAUGAGGAUAAAAAGGGUCCCCCAUUUCAACCCAAGACCUUGGUCUUUCUCCUAACAUUGAAAAUAGUAUUGUAAGAUAUACUGGUGCUGAGAAAUACACAAUUUGGUCAAAGGUGUGACAAUCAACACUGUUCUCCCCUACCUCCUAUAAAAUGUUGACAUAUUUUACAUUUGUUUGAGUAAUGUUUUGUUGUAGAAUCAGCAUAGGAAGUUUGAAACUGACGUGAGUCUCUUGUGUUCCCAUGCCCUCUGUGGCCCGACAGAGGAGAAGUAUAUGACAGUGCAGCCGUACAGCAGCGAGGGGAAGGAUGAGAUCGCCUUUGAGAAAGGAGUCAUCGUGGAGGUCAUCCAGAAGAACCUGGAGGGCUGGUGGUUCAUUAGGUAAGGCCAUGAUUUGUGCUCCAACCACAAUAUAAACUGUUGCCUGUUGAUGCUGUCUCUUGAUUGGUUAUUCUCACUCAUGAUCACCCCCUCUUCCCUUUCCUUCCAUCCUCCCUUCCUCUCUCCUUCUCUCUCCCCAGGUACCAGGAUAAGGAGGGCUGGGCCCCGGCCUCCUACCUGAAGAAGGUGAAGGAGGAUUUCUCUCCCCGUAGUAGUAAUAAGAAGAACCCCUUGACUGGCCCGGUGGAGAUAAUCGGCAACAUCAUGGAGAUCAGCAACCUGCUCAACAAGAAGGCCCUGAGUGAGAAGGACGUGCAGACGGACGGCCAGCCAGAGGACACCCCCCUGACCACCCUCUCCUUGGCCAAGAGGCAGAUCAGCCUGCCCAAACCCUGCUCUAGCUCGGACUUCAGCCCUGGUGCCGCCCUGGUGGACGGAAAGGGCAAAGCAGAACCGGCCUCUCCAGCCAUAGCCCGCAUCACUCCUCACAGAAUAGAGAUCGGUGAGUUGUCAUUCAGAGAUGGAAUUGGAAGGCAUAGCGGUUUGUUAAACUAAUACAUUCACAGAAUUUAUAUCACAAUCUCAUUUUCUUCUAUCUAGGCUCCCCAAUCCUCAGACAAAAGCCACCACCUCGAAGAGAUGCAACUCUGGUCAGUAUGAAAAUAAACAUUACUUAGUUUAAGUUGAAAGUUGGACUGUAUUUGACCAUUGUUAUUGUUUCCUUUUAACACUAGAACGCCAUAGGCCAAUGGCCACUGCUUUUUGAUUAUUUUUUUUAUCUAUAAAAAAAUGCCCCCCAAAAAAUGCUACGUCCUGCUCCUUCCCUGACUUUUCCAAAAUGUUUGUAUAUAUUUUACAUUGCUCAUUUGUCCGAGUUUUUAAAUCACCCGCCAAGACAAUGCACUGUAGGACGUUGGUACCCAGCCAGGUGCUAAUGUGUCUCUCUCUCCUCACUGAAUGACAAAUGGAUGAAUCUGCGAUAAUUGUGCAAGUUACUUCACAAUUGAAUUUAAAUUAGGCCUAACUGAAUGAUAAGGAGGGUGAAGAGGUUGAUUUAAAUUAGAAAGACAAUAGUGUAAUAAUGAGUUUGUAUUAUGCCUAUUUAUCAGCGUUGGGGCUCAAUAAUUGUAUAAUUUGACCGUGCCUUGCGGGUUGAUACCUUUCUCUUUUACUAUUUACUAUUAUUUAAAAAUAAUCUACAGUAUUACGGGACUGUUUGAUUUAUUAUAACUCUAUUACUUAUCACAUUUAUUGUAAGGGAAAUGAAAACAUGCUACAUGUUGCAGUAGGCCUUUAGAAUAAUGCAAAACAUCCGUGACUUUAUCUAAGUUGAUGAGCGGGGAAACAAAUAAUGCCCGUCAGCCUGUGCCGCCGGCCCAUCAAAACUACACCUAAACUAUAUAGAAACUCAUUUCACACAAAAUAAGAGUUAGCCUAUAGACAAGAUUAAAUUGACAAUAGUCUGAUGAGUGACAAUAUUAUCAGUUGUCAAAUAGUACAUGAAGAGAUGGGCACAGCUUGUAAUUGACAGAUGCAGGGAAAAGAGCAUCACUUUAUCAAAUCCUACUUCAGAGUCACAUGCAUGUAAAACGUUUUGAUUUCUAUAUAGUAUCAGAAAGAUCAUAUUCUGCAGUUUCUAUGACACUUACCUUUGUCAAAUAACUCUCAAAAUUCAAGAGGUGCAGCUCUAUUUAAAAAUGUCACUUUUUCCAAGAAUAUCUGCGCUGUCCAUGGCAUCAGCACAUUAUGCUGCGGCAUUGCUCUGACUACUAAGCAAAGACUAGUAACAUAAUAAACUUAAAGCAUGCUAUUCUGUUUUCAUUUAAAUACAUUUUCUUAUUUCCACAAUGUUUAUUUUGACCUGCCAAAACUGAAUUAUAAUGGAUUUCUUUGUGAUGGACUUGACCUAGUGGUUUUUCGUUUUUACUUAUAAACUAAUGAAAAUGCUAUUAUGUUCUUUGAAAUAAUUGUUUUUUAGUAUUCUAAUGUUACCUAAGACCUUUAUAAACACAACCAAAUGAUUAUUCUUCUGAUAGCAUAUAUGAAAUGUAUUUAUUAGACUGUUCGAAUGUUGUUGAUACAUCAUUGGCUGGAAGUGUCCUAAAUUGGCUUUAGGCCUAUGUUUUUCACUAGGACUUUGUAGAAUUAUACAAAACAUAUCCUUUACUCUAUCUAAAUAAAUAACGGUUGUUAUAUUUUUGCAUGGAUAUGUUUCCACUGAUAUUUCUUCAUUCAAUUCAUGGUUUACAAUUGUUUAUGCACUAUUUAUCAAGCGUUGGUGCUUAUGUUUGCGCACCUUGCGGGUUGAUAUGCAUCUGAUGCGUCUGCUAAAGGUGACACCCGGCAACGUUAUCAACGUUUCAUAGUGGGUACUUAUAGGCUCAAAGGCCAGGCAGUUCUAGUGUAAACAGUAUCAACUGCACAAUAUUCAUAAUGUUGUAACAUUUUUUCCACUCAGGGAUCCAAUUUACCCUCACCACCAGAGCCACCUACUGUUGAAGCAGAGUACUAUACCAUUGCAGAGUUCCAGUCUGUCAUUUCAGAUGGCAUUAGUUUUAAUGGAGGGCAGAAAGCAGACGUAAGCUUUUUUCAUGUUUAUUUUGGAGUGCAUACAUGUCCAAUGUGUUUAUUGUUUUCUUGAAAUGAACAGAUACUGCAUGUAGUUAAUGAGGCCUAUUUCUCCCCAUGUAUUCUCUCUAUUCUGUCCUGUAGGUGAUCGAGAAGAACUCUGGUGGCUGGUGGUAUGUCCAGAUCGGGGAGAAAGAGGGGUGGGCUCCCUGCUCCUACAUCGACAAACGAAAGAAGCCCAACCUAAACCGCAGAACCAGCACUCUGAGCCGCCCCAAAGUCCCGCCCCCAGCCCCGCCCGUCAAGAAGCAGGACUCUGACGAAACCGCCCCUCCCAGCAGCCCUGGGUCCGAGGCUCCAGAGUCCCCUGGAUCUCCUGGGAGGCCUGUGUACGAGGAGCCAGAAUAUGACAUUCCUGCCAUUGGGUUUGAUCUGGAGUCAGAGUUUGAGUUCCUCAGGACAGAUGGGUCCUCUGUGGAUGGGAAGAAUGAGGAUGGCUCCUCAGAGAAGGGCUCUCAUCUGUCCUCCAAGCCGUCUCCAGCCUCUUCUCUCCACAGCGCCUCCUUCAAGAUGGGUGAGUCGUCAGAGGACGUGGGGCAGGAAGAAGAGGAGCCUGAGGGAGAGGAGUGUAUCUAUGAGAAUGAUGGCUUCAAGCCUUUCAGAGAGAUGCCUGAUACACAAUCCAGUGGCGACUUGGACUCCCCGAAGAUGAGCGCCCAGUUGGAGACUAGCAAGGCUGAAAACUCUCACUCCACAUUGGGGGCAAGGAGAAAAGGGAAGAAUAUCCAGCUGGAGCUGAACGGAAGCCAGUCCCAUUCUCCAACCAAAGCAGAGGCUGGGGCGUCCAGCCCCAAACCUGCCUCCACAGAGUCCACCCCAGAUUUAUCCAAGCAGUCCAGGCCCAAGAAGGACAAAGAGGAACACAGAAUGGGUUCCACCAAGUCAUCUACUAAACCUAAGCCAGUGGUCAGGCCUAAGCCCCAGCUGGCCAAGGCCUCCAGUGCAGAGAAGAUGGACAUCAGCAGCCUCCGGAGACAGCUGAGGCCUACAGGGCAGCUGAAGAAGGGCUCCAGAGGAGAAGACUUUGAAACAGCCUCUGUCAUCUCCUCUGAGGACUCUGUGUCCUCCCACAGCACCUCCGACCUCUCCUCCAUCUACUCUAAAGGCAGCCGUGGCGACUCAGACGAGGGCUGCAGCCUCUACCGCACCACAGACACCUAUAAGAAGGUCCAGGACUCAGAGAUGAGCUUCCCUGCUGGGGUGGAAGUGGAGGUGCUGGAGAAGCAGGAGAGCGGCUGGUGGUACGUCCGCUGGGGCGACGCUGAGGGCUGGGCUCCAACCUACUACCUGGAGCCUGUCAGGCAACUGGACGACACAGCUGGGUCCGAGUCCGAUGGCACCCCUACCAAGCCGGGCAGCCUGAGCAAGUCCAACAGCCUGGAGAAGAACGAGCAGAGGGUCCAGGCCCUGAACAACAUCAACCAGAGCCUGAAGAGGAGCACACCUCCCAUCCCCUCCAAACCGCCGGGGGGGCUCUCCAAGCCCUUUGUCCUGUUCAACAGCUUGCACAAGCAGAGGAAUGGUACGAAACAGCAGCAGGUGGUCAGGCCUCAGUCUGUCUUCAUCUCCGGGCCGAUCAUCGACAGCCCAAACACAGUCGGCUCCCUUAGGAGGGGCGAGUCACUCAACUCCACCGACCACCCACGCUCUAGUCCUACUGUGCGCCGCAAUGCUUCCUUUGGUACAGCUACGCGGGGCCCAGCGCCGAACGGUAACAUGGCGAACCGGAACAGACCCGGCACGGGCAGCUCCGAAUCACUGGGCCGGGGGUCUCAGAGGAACGGUCUACCUGUUUCCACUGUGAAACCCAAACCCCACCUCAUCCACAACAACCUCCGUGAGGUGUAUGUCUCCAUAGCAGAUUACCAUGGUGAUGAGGAGACCAUGGGGUUCCCUGAAGGAACGACUCUGGAGGUUCUGGAGAGGAACCCUAAUGGGUGGUGGUACUGCCAGAUCCUGGAUGGAGGUCGACCUCGGAAAGGCUGGGUCCCCUCAAACUACCUGGAAAGGAAGAACUAGUAACACGCUUAUGUUCAGUGCUUGUGCAAUCAGGUCAUCAGGUCAGAGACCAUGGAAGACAGUGUAAAUGGAAAUGGAAAGAAGACACUGCUUUUUUACAUUUUAUAGAUGGAAAUCAGAAGAGACAAUGUAUCAUCUAAGUGGCAUCCUUUGUAUUUUCUAAACUGAGGGUGGCCAACCCAUCCUGGCAUUUCACUUCUUGACAUUUUAUUAUUCUCAUCUAAAGUGACAAAAUAAAGCACUUCAACGUGCAAGUUUUAGACAGGAUUUUAUCUGUUCACAGACAGCCGGGUGGACGGAACAAAUACCUUAGGCAUUAAAAUCAACAGAUGGUCAACCAUAUUAAACGAAAUAAUGAAACAAAAGUGGUUGAUUUGAUGAAAUGUGCUUUUUAAUCCAAAAUUGAAGAAUAAUGUGACUUGGACACAAGAGGAGGAGCUUUGGACAGCUUUGGCUGGUGAUGAUCCUUUAUAACAGCUAGAGAGGGUUUGUAAUAUGAUAACAUUACUUACUUAAUGAUUUCCAAUGGGCAAAACAUUACUCACUUCACAUUUUAUCAUAAAACAUUGAUUUAAAAAAAAGUGUCACUUUUGAAAGCUUUUUGCAUGGUUAAAAUGUUUCUAUGCUGACCAAGCCUUGGGCCCUUUUUAAGUAAACAUUUCUCUUCAAAUGUUUUGUAUGUUGUGUUUAAAAGAUUUUUUCAUAUGUUAAAUGCCAUCUGCAGAAUGUCUUGACCAUGUUUUUAAGUAACUUUUUUUGUGAAGUUUAAUGUAUAUUUUAUGUAAUAAUUUGAUAUAGCUUUAUGUGUGUAUGUCAUCUUGUUGUAAAGUGUAUAUUCUGUCCAUUUAUUACAGUAUGUAAGUCAUUUUAAAUCUCUUAAAGCUACAGUCUGCGAUUUCUUUUUACAGGGUCCCUGCCACUUGUUUUGGUAUACAGCUGAAGGAUAGGGGUAGGGAAAGUUUGAGACAUGUUGUGCUGUAGCUCAUGAGGCAUUUAUAAGUAUAUUCUUCAAGAAUCAAUGGGUAAAUAUCAAGAAUUUAAAUAACAAU